Molecule: messenger RNA, 2301 nt
Organism: Myotis brandtii (Brandt's bat)
Lineage: Eukaryota; Metazoa; Chordata; Mammalia; Chiroptera; Vespertilionidae
Gene: TRIB3
Product: tribbles pseudokinase 3
Exons: 5
Coding region: 935-2122 (395 amino acids)
Biological process (GO): positive regulation of proteasomal ubiquitin-dependent protein catabolic process; regulation of MAP kinase activity; protein phosphorylation
Cellular component (GO): nucleus
Molecular function (GO): mitogen-activated protein kinase kinase binding; ATP binding; protein kinase activity
Source: RefSeq, a predicted model, not a curated record
AGCCUGGCGGCCGGCUGGGCGAGGCCAGGGCCUGCCUGCAGCCAGACCUGGGGGUGGGAGGACCGGGCGGGGAUGUCGGACUGUGUGUGGCUUGUCGGUAUCAGUUGGUAUCAGUCGUGCGGACGUGAACGCGAUCGGUGGGAGAGCUCUGUGUGUGAGUGUACGUGCGCGCUUGCCCGUGGAGGAGACGUGUGUCACCUAAGGCUCUCUCUGCUGUGGCUGUGUGUCUGGGCUGGCUGGCUUGGACAAAGUGUGUUUUUGAGGGGCACGUGCACACCUGUCUGCCCUGUUGUUUAAGUGUGUGUUUGGUGUGACCUGACCUUUUCCCCCACCGGGGCUGUCAGGGAUUAGGCGCUGCCCCACCCUACAGCGGAGAUCCCUCAGUGUUGCCUGCCAAUUCCCUUGUUCAUCUAUAGACUCAGAUACUGCCCCACCCGGCUCUGAGGCAUGGAUAGGGUCCAGUAAACCUGGGGUGCUGAUACAACCCCCGGAGAACCACUCCCCGUGUCUCUGCCUCCCAGGCACAAGCAUCUACACGGCCAGGGAUCACCUUGCUUGACUCAGAAAAACCUGUGAAGUAAGGAGUGUCGUCCUAGCCUCAUCCCUAGGGAGAUUUCUGAGGCUCCCAAGGUAGUACUUAAGCCAUCUUCAUCUAUGAAUAAUAGUAAUAGUAAUAAUAAUAAUAAUAAUAAUAAUAAUACAGUAGUGACUAUUUCCUGAUACCUAUCCUGUAACAGGGCCAUACUACCCUAUUUGUGUUUUAAUUUCUUCCCACAAAAAUCCUAUGAGCCUUGUAGUCUGUGAGGCAACUGAGGUGCAGGAAGGUUGAAGACCUUGCCCAGGGCUACCCAGCCGAGAAGGGUCCGGGAAUAUUUGAUGAGUGCCACCCCCAACUGCAUUCUUACCAAGACAGGAUUACGGCCUUUUACUCAAGAUGCGAGCCACUCCUCUGGCAGCUCCUAUGGGUAGUCCCUCCAGGAAGAAGCAGUUGAAGUUGGAUGAUGACCUAGACACGGAGAGUCCCGCCCGGAAGCAAGCUCGAAGUGGACCCCAGCCCAGGCUGCCCCCCUGCCCUCUGCCCCUGAGCCCACCCCCUGCUCCAGUCCGUGCCCCUGCUGUGACCACUGCCUCCCGGCUUGGGCCCUAUGUCCUCCUGGAACCCGAGGAGGGCGGCCGGGCCUACCGUGCCCUGCACUGCCCCACAGGCACCGAAUACACCUGCCAGGUGUACCCCGUCUGCGAGAGCCUGAAGGUGCUAGAGCCCUACUCGCGGCUGCCUCCCCACAAGCAUGUGGCACGGCCCGUGGAGGUCCUGGCAGGCCCACACCACUUUUACGCCGUUUUCCCGCGGCCCCACGGGGACAUGCACAGCCUGGUGCGCCGCCGUCGCCGCCUGCCGGAGCCCGAGGCCGCCAGGCUCUUUCGCCAGAUGGCCGCCGCCGUGGCGCACUGUCACCAGCACGGUCUGGUCCUGCGAGACCUCAAGCUGCGACGCUUCGUCUUCGCCGACUGUGAGAGGACGAAGCUGGUGCUGGAGAACCUGGAGGACGCCUGCGUGCUGACCGGGCCGGACGACUCCCUGUGGGACAAGCACGCGUGCCCGGCCUAUGUGGGACCCGAGAUCCUCAGCUCGCGGGCAUCCUACUCAGGCAGGGCGGCGGACGUCUGGAGCCUGGGCGUGGCGCUCUUCACCAUGCUGGCCGGACACUACCCCUUCCAGGACUCGGAGCCUGCCCUGCUUUUUGGCAAGAUCCGCAGGGGGACCUACGCCCUGCCCCGGGGCCUCUCCUCCCCGGCCCGGCCACUUCCGCAGGUGCCUGGUCAUUCAUUUACGCGAGGCCCCCGUGGGCCGGCCCUGAGCCCCGAUGGCAGCGCCUGGAGGACAGGGAACCUCCUAGGCUGGGGGGGGGGCACCCCGCUGACCUCAAUACCAAGGGCCCUGGCCUCGCCCCUUGCCCCCUGUCCCCACCGGCUCGGAACCCUCCUGUGCGCCCCGCGUUCUUGGAACAGAGCCUGGGCCCUGGAUAGCCCACAAGGCCCUGCCGCUGCCCUGGCUGACCUCACCGUCUUCCUCCGCUCAUCACUCUCUUGCUCGUUCUGCUGGAGCGCCCCCCCUUUCUGAUCUAAUCCAACCUUUUCUUGCUAAGACCUUUGCCCUUACCUUUCUCUCUACCUGGGACACUCUUCCCCAACUGGGUCUUGAAAUAUCCAGCUCCUCUUUCAGGUCUCAGCUUCAGUGUCACCUCCUCCUAGAGGCCUUCUCUAAUCUCCUUACCCUGUCUAUUUCCUUGCCAGCGUGGA